AGCCGCCGUUUCUUCGAUACAAACGAAGCUUUUCUUUCCUCUCCGCCACUUAUAAGGCGGCGAUUUCUUCGAAGAGAGCCGUGACAUCCAAAGUUCUCUUCGAAGCUACUUUUUAUAUAGUCUCUCCCUCGCCUCCUUUUCUUUGCGCUCUCUGCAAAUACUUCUGCAAUGGCUCAAGCAGUUUCCGCCGGGGCAAUUCACAGUUCCUUAGCGAGCCCUAGCUAUGGAUCUCUGCAAAGCCAAGUCGAGAAGAUCAAAUCUUCCGGUUUCGCUUCAAAGCUUCUCGCUCGGCAACCACGGAAGAGUCGCCAAGUGUUCGGGAUUCGUGCAUCGUUCGCCGCUCAGAGAUCUGCACAUGCCGAGCCCGAGGUCAUUCCUGUCUCGCCCGAGGAUAUGCCCAAGAUGGAAGAGCAAAUCCAGUACCUACAAGGGAUUCAGCAGCUUGGUGACAAUUCAGUGAGCAUGUGGUCUAAGCCUACAGUUAGGCGUAAGACCAAGAUUGUUUGCACAAUUGGUCCUUCCACCAACACUAGAGAAAUGAUAUGGAAGCUGGCUGAGGCUGGAAUGAAUGUUGCUCGUCUGAAUAUGUCUCAUGGAGAUCAUGCAUCUCACCAGAAAGUUAUUGAUUUGGUCAAAGAAUAUAAUGCUCAAUCCAAGGACAACGUUAUUGCAAUCAUGCUUGACACGAAGGGCCCUGAGGUUAGAAGUGGUGACUUGCCUCAACCAAUCACAUUAACAACUGGCCAAGAAUUCACUUUCACAAUUCGAAGAGGUGUUGGCACUGCAGACUGCGUUAGUGUUAACUAUGAUGAUUUUGUCAAUGAUGUGGAAGUGGGUGACAUGCUGCUUGUUGAUGGUGGUAUGAUGUCAUUAAUGGUAAAGUCCAAGACAUCAGAUUCAGUGAAGUGUGAAGUUGUUGAUGGAGGAGAGCUCAAAUCUAGAAGGCAUCUGAAUGUCCGAGGAAAAAGUGCAACACUGCCAUCUAUUACCGAAAAGGACUGGGACGACAUCAAGUUUGGAGUGGACAAUAAAGUUGACUUUUAUGCUGUUUCCUUUGUCAAGGAUGCUGCGGUGGUCCAUGAGUUGAAGAAUUAUCUGCAAAGCUGUGGUGCUGAUAUACAUGUUAUUGUGAAAAUUGAAAGUGCAGAUUCUAUUGCAAAUUUGCAUUCAAUUAUCACAGCAUCUGAUGGGGCAAUGGUUGCAAGAGGAGAUCUUGGUGCAGAGCUGCCAAUUGAGGAAGUUCCACUGUUGCAGGAAGAGAUAAUCAGGAUAUGCCGUAGCAUGGGGAAAGCUGUUAUUGUGGCAACAAAUAUGCUGGAAAGCAUGAUUGUCCAUCCAACACCAACCCGGGCAGAAGUGUCAGACAUUGCAAUUGCUGUCCGAGAGGGCGCUGAUGCAGUUAUGCUUUCUGGAGAAACUGCUCACGGGAAGUUCCCUUUGAAAGCUGUGAAAGUUAUGCACACUGUAGCAUUACGCACUGAGGCUACUGUGAUUGGUGGGGAAACACCUCCUAAUCUUGGCAAAGCCUUCAAGAACCAUAUGAGCGAGAUGUUUGCAUUCCAUGCAACAAUGAUGUCCAACACUCUUGGUAUCUCAACAGUGGUCUUCACUAGAACUGGCUUCAUGGGUAUUCUACUGAGUCAUUAUCGACCAUCUGGCACCAUCUUUGCCUUCACGAAUGAGAAGAGAAUACAACAAAGAUUGGCUUUGUACCAAGGAGUAUGUCCUAUAUACAUGCAGUUCUCUGAAGACGCUGAGGAAACCUUUGCAAAUGCAUUUGAUCUGUUGAAGAAGCAAGGGAUGGUGAAGGGUGGAGAGCAGGUAGCCCUUGUUCAGAGUGGGAGUCGACCAAUAUGGCGCUUCCAGUCCACUCACAACAUCCAGGUCAGGGAAGUUUAGAUAGGAGUGCGUAUGGAGAAGCUGAACAUCUCUCAAAUGUUGGAGCCCUAAUAUUAUUUUUCUCACUUCCCUAGUUGGAUUGUCAUUUUUGGAUUCAUAAAACUCUGCAAAGUUGUAUUACUAGAUACAACGGCUGUGCUUUUCUUUUU
Molecule: messenger RNA, 2048 nt
Organism: Diospyros lotus (date-plum)
Lineage: Eukaryota; Viridiplantae; Streptophyta; Magnoliopsida; Ericales; Ebenaceae
Product: plastidial pyruvate kinase 2
Exons: 12
Coding region: 169-1899 (576 amino acids)
Biological process (GO): glycolytic process
Cellular component (GO): cytoplasm; chloroplast stroma
Molecular function (GO): potassium ion binding; magnesium ion binding; pyruvate kinase activity
Source: RefSeq, a predicted model, not a curated record